AUGAAGAAGAGGCGGGGGUCAAUGGUUAAGGGUUUGCCCAAGUCGAAACUUGUCGAAAUUAGGCUGUUCGAAUUACUUGACAUUCCGCCGGUGAGUUGGGUAUACAAAUUUGGAGGAGGAGAAGAAUUUUACUAUGGAUUGAGAGACGUAAGUUUUGAAAGAAGAAACGAGAAUCGUGACGAUUGGGGGAUGUCAAAUGAAUCUAGGGUUGUGGAUGGAGACAACCAGCCCAGGUUGACCACUCAUUACCGAUGUGUUUCUCUUCAAGAGGACACCUCCUCAUUCAACGACACAUUCGACACAGACCUACUUGUCGGUUUCGCCGUGCCGACAUGGAUGCCUGACGAAUACCCUCCCGAUCUCAUCACUGUAGUCAACCCGCAUUCGUCUGGUGGACAAUACUACUUGAAAUCUUCUGCCGAUCAAGGUCUAGAAGGAGAUUGCCGUGUAGAACGCAAUUUGUAUUGGCCCACCUACUCGAAUAAUCACGAUUCCUUUGCUCCGAAUUUCUUUAUCCGUGGAGGAGAUCUUUAUUCGAUGACGAACGAGACCCAUAUCCUCCAAGUAGUGGCUCUAAACUUUACGGACCAUAACACGGAUCACUAUCAACCGUCCUCAGGAAACCCUCCAUCAGCUCAUGCGAUCACUCAUGAUAUUAUUUCUGGCCCGACGACCCGAUACAAAUUACAGCUGGUGGACCCCAAGAAAGCUAUAGCAAAUACUGGUGUAGGAGAAGCACACUAUCUCAGCGAGAAACCAGCAGGAAUUAAGUUGGACAGAGAGCUGAACUUCAUACCAAAGAUAAGCUACUAG
This is a messenger RNA of Acaulospora colombiana, 813 nucleotides long. NCBI's taxonomy places the organism in Eukaryota, Fungi, Glomeromycota, Glomeromycetes, Diversisporales, Acaulosporaceae. The record is from the annotation of a GenBank genome assembly.